GGGUGGAGAGGUGGUGCCUAGUAAACUGCCAAGGUGUUGCUCGUGGAGUAAACACAACGACGACCAUAUAAAAAGGUCCUCACCGUGUCCUCUCACCUCACACACGACACCGUCAGAAUGAUCAUCGGUCGUUGUCAUACACAGAUGUGGGUGUUGGUAGCAGCAGCAGCAGCAGCAGUAGGGGUGUCAGGGUCGGAGACCACACCCCGAUCCGUGGCCCAGUCCCAGACCCUCCAGUCCCUCCACUGCCCGCCCUGCGACAGGAUCCACUGCACCCACCGCCGGGCCCUGAAGCUCCAGUGUAAGGGCGGCCUGACCACGGGGGUGUGCGGCUGCUGCCCGGCCUGCGCCAGGACCGCUGGGGAGAGCUGCGGGGGGACCUGGGACUACCUGGGGAAGUGUGACGAGGCGCUGCUGUGUGUCUACCAGGUCUCUGUCUCGGCUGCUGAGGGAAGACCAGACGCAGAGGAGCGUAAAGGGAUCUGUGAAGCAGUGCUGGAGACCCUGGAUGUGGAGUCCUGUCGCCCAGAAUGCACCUGGGAGUACUGUCAGGCCAAUCCUAAUGAGGUGUGCUCUGCCAGGUCAGUGUCCCUGGAGAAGCAGGAGUGUCAUGGUACCUGCCAGCACACGUCAUGCUCCAGCUGUCUGGUCCUGAGACCCCCUUCCUCAGCCUCCUGCCCCCAGACCUGUGCCCCUUCAGACCCUGCCUGCCUGCACCGCUUUGGGAGGUGUGUUCACAACCACCUGGCCGAGCCCCACCGCCGCCACAACCUCCCCGUCUGCCACCACAACCUACAGAGUAAUGCGGAGGGGUAUUUUGUGUGCUUGGUGCCUGGAUGUCCAAAUGCUGUGAACUGAUUCUUUGAGAAGAAACUAAAUGUCCACUGAUACAGUAUGUUACAGAUACUGACUGGCAGCUAUUUUCAAAUACACAUUACUUGAAUGACUUGACAAUAAUCAGAUUUUGUGGUGCACACAUUGCCUGUGUACAUUUUUUGAAUGUGAUAAAUUGACUGCAUAUUGAAUUUUGUGAAUAAAAAAUUAUAUUUUGUAAAUUA
Messenger RNA from Coregonus clupeaformis (lake whitefish), 1058 nucleotides. Its product is annotated as IGFBP domain-containing protein. Bases 118 to 858 code for a protein of 246 amino acids. The record is from RefSeq and is a predicted model, not a curated record. Lineage: Eukaryota; Metazoa; Chordata; Actinopteri; Salmoniformes; Salmonidae. Gene Ontology annotation, cellular component: extracellular region. The transcript is spliced from 4 exons. Gene Ontology annotation, molecular function: insulin-like growth factor binding. Gene Ontology annotation, biological process: regulation of cell growth; regulation of signal transduction.